AUGCCUCCUUCUGCUCUCCCUCCGACGCCAGCGUCUUCGACCGAUAUCAAGGGCCAAGACGGAUCCAAGCAUCUGGCCGCCCUGCAGACGUCCUUUGAACUGCCCCCACCAGCUCUGGCUGCUGCGAGCGGCGACGCAUCUUCACCAGCAGCAUCGCCCACCGAUGCGACCGUACACCCGUCUGCCGACAUGGAAAAGAUGUCGCCGCCCGUCGUCCCGGAAUAUCCCGUGCAGGCCGCCGAGGCCGUCAAGUCCCGCCGCAGAUCGGCAGCAGCAGCGGCUGCCAAGAACGCCUUUGCCCUGCCACCGCCGCCCACUCGAUCCCGGAAGAUCAUACAGAUGAAGCCGCGUUCGGCUUCCAUAACGGGUGGUGUUGGGAUUUCUGCCGUCCCGCCAGAGGAGUUGCGAGCGGCAGAGACGAGCAGCAGUGCUGCGACAGUGACGGGAGCUGGUGCUGCUGCCACUCCUACCACUGCUUCUACGGCUACUGCAGCUGCUGCAGCCACUGUCACUGCUACUACAGCUGUGACCACCUCGGCAACGGCUGCAGCCAACAAGAGGAAGCCGCCGUCAUCUACCAGUGCCGCCGGCCGCAAGAUUGCACGCAAGACGGCCCACAGCCUCAUCGAGAGACGGCGACGGUCCAAGAUGAACGAGGAGUUUGCCGUGCUCAAGAACAUGAUCCCCGCGUGCACGGGCGAGAUGCACAAGCUGGCCAUUCUCCAGGCCUCCAUCGAGUACGUCCGCUACCUGGAAGACUGUGUGGCCUCGCUCAAGGCCCAUCAUGAGGGCGGGAAGCAGCAGCAACAGCAACAACUCCAUACGUCCUCGUCUCCCGUUCGCAGCCAGUACGAUCCGGCUCAUCACUACCCGACAGCCUCCAAGGAGGAAUCCACGUCGCCUGACGUCGAGAUGGAUGAUGCCAUUGGCCAAGAUGCCGCCUACGACGAUGGCUUAGAAGGCGAUGACGGCGAUGACGUUGACGUAAACCUGUCGUCACCUACUUGGGAUGCCACCCAGCCGUCGUCAUCACAUUCCACAGUGCACCAGCCGUCCGUCUCGCCUGUUUUGCUGGCCCAGGACGCGCAACGUCGCCCCCAACGUCAGGACUCGCUGUCAUCUACUGCCUCUGUGUCGGCAGCAGCCGCUGCAGCGGAAGCCGCGGCUAUCGAGCACCACCGGCACUACAGCUGCAGCGCAUCCACGCAGGCGUCGCCGGCGUUUGGCCCUCAACCUUCUUACCUGUAUUCUGCCACCACCGCCUCAGUGGCUGGUCUGACGUUGACGAGCCCGGCUCUGCUGCCGCAGCGGGACUUGGACCAGGAAGCAACAGCAGCUCUGCUGAUGCUAAACAGCGAUCGGCGUGGAUCAGUAGUCAGCAACGGCAAUAACGCGUCCAGCCGGGCAAGUGUCUCUGAUGUGAGCCGCAACAGCACCGUCCUAGAUGACCUGUCAUCAUACCAGGACGUGUUUAGCUUGGACCAACAGGUGAAAUCGAUCGUGGAGGACGAGUCCAUGUUCGGCACGGUAGAGGGACAGAUAAACCUGGACUUCGCCAAGCCUGAUGUCGUUAAAUUGAUUAUUCGUGUGGCUGUUGUGCUGACAGCCAAAUUCGCGAAUCCAACCACGCGAAGAUCUCGGGAAUCGAUGGAAGCAGCUGAGAGAAUGGGGAAAGUCAUUGCGGCGGUCGCUAUGACAGCCGCUGAUCUUACAAACGAAACUCCGACCGCCUCGGCAUUCUUCUGUGCGUACGCCGUCACCAGGGCGGCCGUGAUUUCUGUCAGCGUCCGGGAUUCCAGCGUACCUCCGAUUACGGCACAUGCAGUUGGCAAUGCGGCGCUACAGGCUGACUACUUGCGCCACUGCUUCAAAACAGACAGCAGCAGAUGUGGUGAGGGCCGCGGCAUCUUUGGCACUUUCGGCGGCAGACAUGACAGGUGCGGCAGUAAGGGCAGAGGCGAUGACCGCCCCGUGCAUUUCCCAGACCGUCUGGAGACCGUGACGGUGGCGACAAUGACUGUCACAGAGACAGUGACGGUGACGACGGCAGCAGCAGCAAACGGCCGAGCCGUGCAAGACUUCACUAAUGUAGUCGAAAACGUUCGAAUUCUAAGGAAGGAGAGGCUCGGUAACGACAACAUCAGACAGAUCCGAGCAGAGACAAAACUCAACGAGGAUAUUUCUACCGGCAUUCUAGACGCGGAGUUCGCCAAAAUGCUAAUCAACACUGAACAUCACGGCUACUGA
Molecule: messenger RNA, 2247 nt
Organism: Grosmannia clavigera kw1407
Lineage: Eukaryota; Fungi; Ascomycota; Sordariomycetes; Ophiostomatales; Ophiostomataceae
Product: hlh transcription factor
Exons: 4
Coding region: 1-2247 (748 amino acids)
Molecular function (GO): protein dimerization activity
Source: RefSeq, a predicted model, not a curated record